AUGACCAAAUUAGUACACAACAUUCAAAAGAAACAACACAGAGAAAGAUCUCAAAUCUCUUCGAGAUCUAAAUAUGGUCUAUUAGAGAAAAAACAAGAUUAUAAACUUCGAUCAAAGGAUUAUCAUAAAAAACAAGCAGCUUUAAAAGCAUUAAAAGAAAAAGUCAAAUCUCAUAAUCCGGAUGAAUAUUAUCAUGGAAUGACAAGAAGGAGGACAGAUGAUAAAGGUAUUCUUAUUUCGGAUAGAGGUAAUGAGGUACUUUCAGUUGAUCAAGUUAAACUUUUAAAAACUCAAGAUAUUAACUAUAUACGAACAAUGAGAAUGAAUGAAUUAAAAAAGAUUGAAAAAUUGCAGAAGGAUAAGCUAUUUGAAAGUAGUGGUAAACAUACCAUAUUUGUAGAUGAUACUACAUCUCAGGAUAAUUUCAAUGCUGUUGAGUAUUUCAAUACUGAUGAUUCAUUAAUUAAUAAUCGAGAGAAUAGAAUUAAAUUAGAUCAGUUGUAUAAUAAUAAGGGAAUAAUUAAUGAUAUAGACGUAGAAGAGAAGGAGAAAUUAGAUUUACAGAAACUUAAAGAUUAUAAAUUAUUACAAAAAAGGAUUAAAAAAGAACAAGAAUUAAAACAAGUUGAAUCUAUAAUGAAUGAAAAUCUUGAAAAGAUGAAGAAUGGGAAUAAGAAAAAGGUUUUGAAUUCUAAUGGUAAAGUACAUUUUAAAUGGAAAAAUCAAAGAAAGAGAUAA
Molecule: messenger RNA, 738 nt
Organism: Insectozyma verbasci
Lineage: Eukaryota; Fungi; Ascomycota; Pichiomycetes; Serinales; Debaryomycetaceae
Source: the annotation of a GenBank genome assembly